Molecule: messenger RNA, 1146 nt
Organism: Coniosporium apollinis CBS 100218
Lineage: Eukaryota; Fungi; Ascomycota; Dothideomycetes
Product: DNA-binding protein creA
Exons: 1
Coding region: 1-1146 (381 amino acids)
Cellular component (GO): cytoplasm; nucleus
Molecular function (GO): RNA polymerase II cis-regulatory region sequence-specific DNA binding
Source: RefSeq, a predicted model, not a curated record
AUGGCUCCGAUGCUGCAAGGGACGCAGCCAGGCCAAGACGACCAAAACCGCCAGGACCUGCCGCGACCGUACAAGUGCCCGCUGUGCGAUAAGGCGUUUCACCGCUUGGAGCACCAGACAAGACACAUCAGGACACAUACAGGGGAGAAGCCACACGCCUGCCUGUACCCGGGAUGCACAAAACGCUUCAGCCGGUCGGACGAGCUCACCCGGCACUCCAGGAUACACAACAACCCGAACUCGAGAAGAGGGAACAAACAACACGCUCAGGCACUCGCCAACUCCGUCAACACCGUCGUCAACGCUGGCCUACUCGAGAACGGACAGAUGACGCACAUGAUGGCGCCGCCAACCAAACCACUCUCGCGCUCAGCACCCAACUCCGCCGUCGGCUCGCCAAACGUUUCGCCGCCUCACACCUAUGCCAGCUACUCCAGCGGGGCUACCCCAAGCCUCCCAUCGUUCAACGGGAACAGCGGCGCGCACUCGAGCAAUCCGAUCGACCUUCUUGCAACUGCUGCAUCUCGGGCUCAGCGCGAAACGCACCUUAUGCCCCAGCAAUUUGGUAGCAGUCAUUCGAGUUACAAUCAGCAACUCAACCACUCGUACACUCACCACAACAACUCCGGCCGUCUUCCCGGACUGGCACAGUACUCGCUUCAGUCACAGCCGAUGUCGAGAUCGCACUCGCACGAGGAAGAUGAUCCCUAUGGGCACCGCAUGACGAAGAGAUCGCGACCUGGCUCGCCCAUGUCGACCGCGCCGCCCUCUCCGACCUUCUCGAACGACUCUACUUCACCCACACCGGACCACACUCCUCUGGCCACUCCCGCACACUCUCCUCGACUCCGACCACACGGCCUCGACCUUCCUCACCUCCGACACCUGUCUCUCCAGCCGAUGCCAGCACUCGCUCCCAUGGAGCCCAGCGCAGACGGCUCGCAUCCUUACGUGCCUCAUCAGAGCAGUGGUCUUCGGAUCGGCGACAUCAUCUCCAGGCCCGAGGGCGCGCAGAGAAAACUGCCCGUUCCUCAGCCGCCCAAGGUGGCCGUCCAAGAUCUGCUCAACAGCAGCAGCGGCUUCUCUUCCGGCAACUCGUCGCAGACCGGCUCGGUCGCCGGCAACGACCUCGCCGAUCGUUUCUAA